This is a messenger RNA of Rubroshorea leprosula, 1472 nucleotides long. Lineage: Eukaryota; Viridiplantae; Streptophyta; Magnoliopsida; Malvales; Dipterocarpaceae. The record is from the annotation of a GenBank genome assembly.
ACAGAUUAUGUUUUCUUCCAGACAUACAUCAGAACAACCUAUGAUGCAGAUUGCAUUCCAGUACACAGUUGUUGUUCCCCCUGAGGAACUCUCUAGUCCAGGUUCUUUAAGUAGAGGCAAACAUUCUCUUAAACGGCGACUGAGGAUACGAACCAUGCAAUUUGGAGCAGCACAAAAUAUUAGUGAACUUUAUAACAGUGUUGAUCCUGAAGCAGUAUUAUCGCUACUUGUUCACAAGGUUAUAUUGGCUUCCUUGGAGCAAGGAGUAAGAGAGGGCAGGGUGCUGCUUCAUGAUUGGCUAGUAAUCCUCACUGCUCAAUACAAUGAGGCUUUUAAACUUGUCCAAUACAAGAAUGGAGGUGGUUUGAUGACUGGUCAGAUUGAUAAUGCAUUCACACAAUGUCCACAGCUACAAGAUUUGCCUCGCUUGGUUUUUGCAUUACUUCGAAAUCCUCUUCUCCGCUUCCAUGAAGAAGGUGUCCACCCUGACUAUCAGAUCUACCUGCAUUGUCUUUUCAGUGCAUUGGAACCAAGUUCCCUUCACCGUGCUGUGUAUCCAGUACUAAUGUCUUACUCAACACCAGAUAAACAAGCAUACCCACGACACUCAUUGAGCCGUGCUGCACUGAUCACCAGUGGUAGUCCAAUAUUUCUUCUCGAUGCUUUUACAAGUCUUAUAGUCUUUUACUCUUCUACAGCAGACCCUAGCUUGCCUUUUCCUCCCCCUCAUGAUUGUUUACUGCGGACUACAAUUAACAGAUUGAAGCAAGAGCGGAGUAUUAGUCCCAAACUCAUAUUCAUACGUGGUGGGCAGGAUGAUGCCACAGCAUUUGAGAACUAUCUUAUCGAGGAGCAGGAUGUUGGUGGAAGUGGGCUCACUAGCGUGAUGGGUUUUGUUACUUUCCUUGAAGAUAUCACCCAGAAUGUGCUGGAGUACUUUAAGUAGAAUGCAAAAUUGGCUCCAAUGACAAAUUACACCUUGAAUUACUCACGAUCUUUUAAAAACUCUACCUACAUUGUAGCAGUUCAACUGCUUGGCCAGAGUAGAUUGGGGGGUUCCAAACCAUAGCAGAAGCCAGGGGAUCUGUUGACUGUUGUUGUUAGCAUACCUAUUUCCUUCACCCCCAAGCCAGUGUUUACAGAGCAUCUUUGGCCUGGCUGCUUGAGCGUUGCUGAAGACAAAGUAAACCCCAUUACCCCUUGAUGGGAAGCCGAUGACAGUCAUUCAGUAUGCCCAUUUCCUUCUUCACCAUACCAAAAAAGGACCGUUCUGUCACAGUUAGGUACACAGUCAAACUUCUAAGAUGCAAAGGCAAGCUUUUGUGAAAAUAAUGAGUUUUUGUUAGAAUCAAUACCACCUGAAUCAAACCCUACAAGGGGACUAUACUUUUGAUAAGAUUUUUCUUUCCUGAAAAGAUUUUGUUUAGAGAUUUUGUUUUUGCUUCAAGAGAAAUUAAAAACGAUCUGGUUAU